Archocentrus centrarchus (flier cichlid) is the source of this 6930-nucleotide messenger RNA. RefSeq names its product MIA SH3 domain ER export factor 3 (gene mia3). The record is from RefSeq and is a predicted model, not a curated record. NCBI's taxonomy places the organism in Eukaryota, Metazoa, Chordata, Actinopteri, Cichliformes, Cichlidae. Gene Ontology annotation, cellular component: endoplasmic reticulum exit site; endoplasmic reticulum membrane. The transcript has 28 exons. The coding region runs from base 35 to 6421 and encodes 2128 amino acids. Gene Ontology annotation, molecular function: protein binding. Gene Ontology annotation, biological process: protein secretion; vesicle cargo loading; endoplasmic reticulum to Golgi vesicle-mediated transport.
AGCGGAGUCAGCCCAGUCAACAGAAACUGCCAGCAUGGCAGCAAAGCACCUUUACCGACGGGGCUUUUUAUUACUUUUAUUUAACUUUAUGUCAGCCGCAGCCCUGGAGAGAAGGUUCUCCGACUUCAAGAGAUGUGCCGAUAAUGAGUGCAGCAUGCUUCUGUGUCGGGGAAAAGCUGUGAACGAUUUCUCGGGACCUGAUUGUCGGUUCCUGUCUUUCAAGAAAUCUGAAACUAUCUAUGUAUACUACAAACUGUCAGGAAGGAGGCUUGACUUAUGGGCGGGAAGUGUUGGAAGCCAGUUUGGCUAUUUCCCAAAGGACCUUCUUGCAGUAAACCACAUUUAUACUGAUAAAGAACAUGAAGUUCCAGCAGAGGAAACAGAUUUUGUCUGUUUUGACACUGGAUUUGACAAGUUUAACACUUAUGAUGUAGAUUUGCUCCUUGGCUUGUCAACAGAGAUUGAUAGCGAAAAUAACACAUCUGUCCAAAUCCAAGCAGCAGAGGGAAUACAGGAAGAAUCGGGAAAAGAAGUAGCUGAGAUUGAAAAACAAACUGAUCAUCAUGAGAACUCAGAGGAGCUUCAUAAAGUCCCCGAUGAUCAAAGUGCCUCUUCACCUGAACUUGAACAGUCAGCUGAACCACCUUUAACAAAUGUAAUGGAGUCACCUGAUGCUACAGAAAGAGCAACCGAAGCUGAAGAGGUUAAACAAAAACAUGCACCGGAGUCUGUCCCUGAAAACUUGUCAGAAAGGAGUGAAACCCAAGAUACACCCUCAAAAUCUGACGUGGACUCUGUGCCCAAAGAUGAUUUUGUUUCAGAAAGCGAACCGGUCUCGUCUUCUGAAGGAGUUCAGAUCCCCGAGUUGAAAACUACCAUCGGUUCCACCUUUGAUGCCGUCAUCACCGAUGAAGAAAUCACCAAGAAAGUUACUCCGUAUGCAGACGAGGAGGGCGGUGUAGAUGUGGAAAACCAUCCAGAACAUGCCACAGAUGUUAAAGAGGAAACCCCACUGCUGUCGUUUUCAAAAGAAUCCAUGAGCACUCUGGCGUCUGACUCUCUUAAACAGCCUGAAAGUCCACCAGUGACACCCAAGGAUAAACAAAAGACACCAGAAGAAAAGGACAUGGGGACAUCACUUGGAGAUACUAUAUUUUCAGCUGUCACCGAAGUAGACAUGGCAGGACAAGAAGUGGCUACAGAGGAAGAGGAGGAUGAGCGAGUGCAAAUUCCUAAAUUAGAAACUACCUUCGGGACAACUUUCGAUGCUGUCGUCACUGAUGAAGAAAUCACCAAGAAAGUUAGUCCAUAUGUAGACGAGGAGGGUGGUGUAGAUGUGGAAAACCAUCCAGAACAUGCCACUGAUCUUAAAGAGGAAACCCCACUGCUGUCGUUUUCAAAAGAAUCCAUGAGCACUCUGGCGUCUGACUCUCUUAAACAGCCUGAAAGUCCACCAGUGACACCCAAGGAUAAACAAAAGACACCAGAAGAAAAGGACAUGGGGACAUCACUUGGAGAUACUAUAUUUUCAGCUGUCACCGAAGUAGACAUGGCAGGACAAGAAGUGGCUACAGAGGAAGAGGAGGAUGAGCGAGUGCAAAUUCCUAAAUUAGAAACUACCUUCGGGACAACUUUCGAUGCUGUCGUCACUGAUGAAGAAAUCACCAAGAAAGUUAGUCCAUAUGUAGACGAGGAGGGUGGUGUAGAUGUGGAAAACCAUCCAGAACAUGCCACUGAUCUUAAAGAGGAAACGCCACUGCUGUCGUUUCCAAAAGAAUCCGUGAGCACUCCGGUGUCUGACUCUCUUAAACAGCCUGAAAGUCCACCAGUGACACCCGAGGAUCAACAAAAGACACCAGAAGAGAAGGACAUGGGGACAUCACUUGGAGAUACUAUAUUUUCAGCUGUCACUGGAGUAAACAUGACAGAACAAGAAGUGACUUCAGAGGAAGAGGAAGAUGAUGAUGAGUUAGUGCAAAUCCCUAAGUUAAAAACUACCCUCGGGGCAACUUUUGAUGCUGUCGUCACUGAUGAUGAAAUCACCAAGAAAGUUAGUCCAUAUUCAGAGGAGGACAGUGAAGAUGUGGAAGAUCAUCCCAAAGAGAAUACUAAUAUUAAAGAGGAAACUCCACUACUACCUUUUUCAGAAGAAUUUGUCACCACUACAGUGUCUGACUCUCUUAAACAGCCUGAAAGUCCACCAGCAGUACCUGAGGCUAAACCAGUGACAGCAGAGGAGAAGAACAUGUGGACAUCAAUUGGGGAUGCUGUGUUUUCAGCUGUCACUGGAGUAGACAUGGCAGCACAAGAAGUGAAUUCAGAAGAAGAUGAGGAGGAGGAGGAAGAGGAAGAGGAGGAUGAGGAUCAAGAAGAGGAGGAUCAACAAGAAGAGGCUGCAGAAACCCAUGAUGAAUCACCCUCAGUAGAAUCCCCAAAGGACCUAAAGAACAUAGAGCCAGUUCUUCAAGAUCCUCCUAAUUUGACUUCUGAUCAUGUGAAAGAAAACACCAGUGACUCAGAGAAACUUUUGUUUGAUAAUAAUGAGAAUGAUGGAGUAGUGAUUGGGCAUAAUGAAGCUCAGGAUGAAACCAAAAACACAGCAGAUGAUCCAAUACAGCAUCAAACGGAGGAGACUGUAAUGUCCACGGAUCCAGUGUCCCAAGAUAAUAAUUUAGACAACCGUGAUGCUGAACUAACACAUAUAAAACACACAUAUGAAGCCACUGAGGACAAAGAUGAGCAGGAGCUUCCCAAGGAUUCAGAGGUCACUGAGGAUACGGCAGCUGUACCAGACAGUAUUGUUGCAGUAGAGCAGGAUUUAGAUGAUGCAUUGGAUGAAAAGGAACAUGUGACAGAAAGUGAAAAACACCUCAACCUUUCCACUGAAGAGAAGAAAUCCAAUGAUUCAGACCUCAAAGAUGAUGAAAAUGUAGUAAACGACAGCCCGCCUGGUCAGAUAUCUGACCAUUUAAUCACAGAUUUAGGAAAUAAUAACAGUCAAGCAGAAUUACCUGCUGAGGAGACAGAGACUCAUGAGGAACCAGAUACAGGGGAGGAAGAGAGCAAUGAAGAAGAGUUGCUCGAAGAUGAAAAUGCGUUUUUGUUCUCGCAGUCAGACAAACCCUUCCCUGAAACAAGUCCACCCACCGUUUCACCUCCAGAGCCAGAAUACAGCGACAGCAUAAUGAGACUGACUCUGCUGAGGGAUCACUUCACAGAGGAGAAGAUGGUGCAGGCCCAGAAGCUUCUGGGUCUAAAUAAUCUUUUCAAGCUGGAGACCAUGUUCACUGAUCUGGAUACAGAGUUUCAGGCUACCCGUCAGUCACAUAUAGGCAGUACACAGGAAAUUGAAAAUGCACUCGAGGGCAUCCUGGAAACCUCUGAGAACACUAUCUUGGAUGAGAUUGAGAAGAUGCUUGAGAGCCAUAACACUAAUCAAGACUACAAUCAGCAUAUGGGCACGAGUAAUUUGGACGAGGAAACUGAAAUACUGGAUGACUUUCAGGAGCUGGCUUUCAGCCUACGACAAAAAUAUUCAACAGCCAGUGACAGCACGCUUUUAACACCAAAAAUACCAUCAGACACUGACAAAGAUGAACAUGAAUUAAAUGUUAAAGAAGAUGCACCACACACUGUUGAAUUUGACAAAAUCCCCGAGGCCGAGAGCAAUGACAACCCGACAGUAACGGAUCCUGAAGAAAAGCCAGCUGAGGUUGAAGAGGAGCAGCUGGUUUUGGAUGAGGCGCCGAGUAGACCGGAUGUUAGCGUGGAGGAAGAUGGUGGACACUUUAAUAAAAACAAAGACAGUCCGCAGAGCUUCAGCACAGCUGAUGAGAUGCAGAAGGUGCCUCAAGCCACACACGAAAAUGGCUUUGAUGUGGGCCUUGGUGUUGAGGUUGAGAAUUCACCCUCAGGGUCUAUGGACUCAGUGGAACCCGUGUCUGAAAUGCAAGAAGAAGAAAUGGGAUUAUUCUCAACAGGAUUUGUUUACACGGGCUGCAUCCUUGCAAUGAUGACGAGUAAAACUGCAGAGUGGACCACUGUGAUCAUUUCAUUGCUGCCUGAAGAGUGGAAGCCAGGAGAAACUUUGUUGGGCUGUCCUUGGCAAGCUGUUGUCAUCACUGCUUUGGUUGGAGUAAUGACCUUCACCCUCUUCUUCUGGAGGACUGUGCUGGCGGUAAAGAAGAGAGAAUACCUUGUGGAUGAAAAAAAGCUCACAGAACAAAUCCAGGCACACAAAAAGGAAAAAGACGAAGCUCUCGCCAAAAUGGCUGAACUCCAAAAACAGGCUGAACAACUGAAACAAAAUCAAAAACAGUCAACAGAAAGCGUUAGCUGUGCAAUGAAAAGGAUGCAAGAGUUAGAGAGUAAAGUUUUGGAGGCAGAAACAUUGAAUAAACAGAUGUGCGAGGAAAAGGACAAAUAUGCACAGCUACUGGGGGAAGAACGGGCAAACACUUUCCAAAAUGAAACCAGGAUUGAGAAAUUAGAGAAGUUAAACGAGAAGCUACUGCUCAACAGGAAAAAGAUUCAGGAAGCGCUCACUAAAACUACUAUUCUCCUCGAUGAGGCCAAGAUUCGUGAAGAUGCCCGAAACGUUCAACACAAAUGUCUAGAGAAAGAGUUUGCUGCAUUAAAGGAAGAGAACAAAACACUCAAAGCCACCAUUAAAGGCUGGGAGGAAAAACACACGGAGCUCAACGAGAAGAUUAAAGUCUAUCAAAAGUCCCAGAAAGAGCUGGAGGACUCUGUAGUGCUCAAAGAUCACAAUGUUGAGGUGCUGUCUGAACUUCUGUCUGACCUGGAAGCUUGUGAUUUACAAAAAAGUGACACCAAAGUUUUAGCCAAUGGGGAAGUAGCACCUGUGGCUCUUACGGACAAGAAGACAGUCAUAAAGAACAGAAUCAAACAGAUGAUGGAUAUUUCUAGGGUUCAGACCACUCUUACUGUCGUUGAAGAAGAGCGGGAUCGCUUCAUGACAAAACUACUGAAUGAAGAAAAGUCUAGGAAGGCACUGGAAGAGCAACACCAGGAGCUUGAACAUGCAAUCUCAACCCUGAAAAGCGAGAAGAGCCAUGUUGAAAACCAGUUCAAGAUCCUCCAGCAGAAAAAUGAAAUCAUGGUCGAAAUGUAUCAGCAGAAGGAAAACGCUCUGCAGCAGAGAUUAACGAAAGAGGAGCUGGAGCGACGCAGCAAAGAGAAUCUGCUCUCUGAGGUUGGAGGGAAAGCUCUUGAAGCUGAAGAGCAGGUUAAAAUCUUAAGGCAGCGCAUUAAUGAAAUGGAGGAGCAGAUGAAGAAGACUGAGGAAGUCUACAAAGAACAGAUCAAAGAGCAGGAAAACAAAACUCACUCAAACUGGGUGAACGCUCGUAAUGCAGAGCGAGCUCUAAAUCAAGAGAAGCUCGAAUCAUCGAAGCUUCGUGAAAAAUUGGCUGUACUUACCUCUCAGCUCAAUGAGCGCCGUGCUCCUCUCUUCAGGCCAAACUCUGGUCAGCCUGCAGGCCCUCGCCAAGGUGACUCAUACGGGCCCUCUCCCGUGAGUGGGGGUGCACCAUCCCCACCUAUAAUGAUUGAGGGUCCCAGGCGUCCUCCUUCUGCACCAAUUGCACGAAGAAUUGAUCCGUAUGGUCCUCGACCUCCAUCAGAUCCUCAUGGUCGUUACGUUGAAAAACACAUCUCUGGGAUAGACCUGAUGGGCCCACGCAGCUCAUCUCCAGCCAACUUGGAUGCAUCUACACAAGCAAUAGAUCCACAGAUAAAAACAGAGACUCAGGCUGAGGUCUCCACAGAGAGUCCAGAGGCAGGCCCAGGAUCCUUCAUAGCAUCACCAAUCAGGGAUUCACCUGGACCCAUGGUCCAUGGACUUCCACCUGGUCCUGGACCCCACGACCCAGUGCUCCCUCCUGGACCCCCUGUUCGUCUGCCGCCACCCAUACCCUACAGACAGCCACGACCUGGCCCUUACCACCUCCCACCUGGUCCCCCUCCUCUUCAAGGUCCUCCCCUACCAGCUAAUGGACACCCAGGUAUGCCCCUGCCUGGACAAAUGGGAGGAGAGUUUGGACCCGCCAAUGGACUUGCAAUUCCCCCCAGGCCAGGCCCCGGCCCAGUUAUUGAUCCUCGGGGUCUACCCCCACCACACUUCCGUCCCCCUCCGCCUCAUCACUUUGGACCAAUGCCUCCUCCACAGGGUGUCCGCGGCCCCAUGGGACCACGUCCACCCGUCCCUCCUGACAUGCGCUUCCCAGGACCACGUGACUUCCCCCUAGGUGCCCCAUCUCACCCUGGUAAUGCUUAUGGCCAGCCUGCACCUGAUGCCCUCCAGAACUCAGUAGGCGCUCAGAGCGUCCCCAGACAGGACCUGCACGUGAAGCAGGAGGCCCCUCAGGACUCAGCCAGGCCAACGAUGGUCAAGCCUUAAAAAUGCCACCAGCUACGGCAGAGGACUCGGGCACCCCAUUACCUAAACCUAUCACAAUAACAACCCAGAUCCAGUCCAAACAAAGAUCCUGAUUAUUUUCAUAUUUCUGUUCAGAUGAAGAUGUUUUCUUACAGCUAGGCCCGUAGAUUAAAGAAUGAUGAAUUAUGUCUGAAAUGUGAGUUGAAAGGGUUGCCACUUUUCUAAACAGCCUCUUGUGCAAUAACACUUCAUUUUAUGCCAGAUUUUCAUUUGUGUUGAUCUUUAAGGAAACUAUAUAGCUAUAAUUUUUAAAGUGGCAGAUUUUUUUAAUGUCAUUUCCUGUGGAAAUUAUUUUUUAAAUGGAGAAACAGGAGGUAGGUUUAGCUUCUAGCAUUUCAGGAAUACCAUGAUUUUUCCCAAAGCUCUUGCUUUAAUACAAACUUCAAAGCAAAUGUGUAAUUUGACGGCCAGAUGUAUAACUUAUUUUACUAUGUUGGUAGAACUUUUAUUAAUAAAGAAUAUAAAAGCUG